Messenger RNA from Vairimorpha ceranae, 456 nucleotides. Its product is annotated as myb-like dna-binding domain protein. The transcript has a single exon. The coding region runs from base 1 to 456 and encodes 151 amino acids. The record is from RefSeq and is a predicted model, not a curated record. NCBI's taxonomy places the organism in Eukaryota, Fungi, Microsporidia, Nosematidae. Gene Ontology annotation, cellular component: spliceosomal complex; Prp19 complex. Gene Ontology annotation, biological process: mRNA splicing, via spliceosome.
AUGGCAUUAGAACGAGAAAAUAAUUUAUGGAAAAAAUCAGAAGAUGACAUACUAAAAAUGGGAGUUAUGAAAUAUGGUAUCAACAAGUGGAAUAAAGUAGCUUCCUUGUUAAAACGAACUGCUUUGGAAUGCAAAGAAAGAUAUGAGAACUAUAUACUGAGUGAUGAUAACUGGACAGAAGAAGAUAUAAAAAAAUUAUUAGAAAUAUCUAAGCAUCUAAAACCACAGUGGGGAUUGAUUGGUAAAAUUAUGAAUAAAAAUGAUCAAAUAUGUUAUGAAAGAUAUAUUGGUGCUGUCUAUAAACCUUUAGAUGUGACUAAGCAUAAUGAACUAAAUGCACCCACUGAUGAAUAUAUUACUGAAGAAGUAAAGUGUGCGUACAAUAGAAUUAAAAAAAGAAUAAAUAGAAAACAUAGGAAAAAUAAAUUGCAAAAUGUUAAAAAGAAUUAUAAAUAG